Molecule: messenger RNA, 1206 nt
Organism: Fusarium mangiferae
Lineage: Eukaryota; Fungi; Ascomycota; Sordariomycetes; Hypocreales; Nectriaceae
Exons: 2
Coding region: 1-1206 (401 amino acids)
Source: RefSeq, a predicted model, not a curated record
AUGCAUCGGCGUUUUGAAGCAUGGAUUGACUCGAAACGGCAGAGUAGACGACGCACCCCUGAAAUGCCACGGCUUUCCGAUCCGCGACCGUACACAUUGACACCAACACCGUCGCAGGAGCGAAUUACAACAUUAGCAGAAACGGUUCCCUUCUUCAGACUGCCCCUCGAACUUAGACGAAAUAUUCUUAUUCACGCAUUCGGCAACCGUACAGUUCAUAUAGACCUCGUUUUAACUCAUCCGUUACGUGAACCGAUCAACGAUGAGCGAUCUACUUACAGAUCCACAAAGCCCGCCCACAGGUACCAUACCGAGAAUAUGCACCUCUAUCCAUAUACCGAAGAGAAUCUAGGUCUGGACACAAAUCAGCCUAGGUACUGGCAGUGGAGAGGCUGCGUAUGUCAUCGCCUGCCACAUCCUCGUUUCAAGACUACUGUGGAUUUCCAUACUAUCGUCAAGCCUGCUGAUGAUAGAUGUUGUGAAGGAUGGGCGGCCUAUUGUGCCAUGUGGACUAAACAGACUGACAAGCCUGAUUCUUGCUGGAUAGGAGCCAUGGGCUGGCUCUUGACCUGUCGUCAAGCGUACAUCGAAGGAACUGAGGUCCUUUAUGGCACAAACACUAUUCAUAUAUCAAGCAAGCCUCUUCUCACCAACUUGAGCACACUAGUCCCUCGGCGAAGUUUGUUGCUGAUAUCCUCACUUGAUGUUGUGUUUCGGCUGGACACUGAUACACAACAAGGAAAAGCAUUUCCAAACCUGCAACAAUUAGAACAGGAUCUACUCAUCCUGGAUACACACUUUCCCAGUCUCUUGCGCCUCCAUAUCGGUCUACGACUCGACCUACCUAUUAUAGAAGAUAACAGGACGAGUAUCAAAAGGAGACCUGCACAUGUAGUGGGUAUGCUUCAGUCUAUAGAUAAGUUCCUCAAACGUCGACGUGAACAGCCCCAGUUUGGUCAGCUUCGGGACCCUCUUUUGUUGUCGAUCCCGCAGUCUGCAUACGAAGACUUUCAAAACGAGGUGCGUCACAACGAUCAAUAUUAUGUUAGAAAGAGUGGUGCCCAAGUCUGGCGACCGUUGUCACUUGCAUCAUUGGUGUUGGACGACAAAGGCGAGAUAGCAAAUGCAGUAGCAAGUAAUGGCUACUGGAUUUGGGGAGACUAUGAAGAUCGGUAUGAAAUGGAUAAAAGGCCACUGGCUUUUUGA